This is a messenger RNA of Sardina pilchardus (European sardine), 2216 nucleotides long. It is a transcript of the gene qtrt2, whose product is annotated as queuine tRNA-ribosyltransferase accessory subunit 2. Gene Ontology annotation, molecular function: tRNA-guanosine(34) queuine transglycosylase activity. NCBI's taxonomy places the organism in Eukaryota, Metazoa, Chordata, Actinopteri, Clupeiformes, Clupeidae. Bases 111 to 1376 code for a protein of 421 amino acids. The transcript is spliced from 9 exons. The record is from RefSeq and is a predicted model, not a curated record.
CGCUACAUUCACGAUGACGUGGUAAACAAGGGACACGCGACGUGUAGUUUUCACGUGCUACAUGCGCGCAUCAUCAACUACUCUUCAGCGACUUCCACGAAAUUCAAGUGAUGAAGCUGGAGAUAUCUCGAGUUGUACAGGGAUGUCGGUUAGGUGUGCUGACAGGACUAGGAAAGACAGGGCAGCAUUCUCUUGAAACUCCCGGAUGCUUGCUGUAUACACGCUGUGGCUCAGUACCUCACUUGACUCAAGAUACCCUACAUACUCUGACCAAUCUGCCUGCUGUCUCACAAGUGACCCUUUCCACGCUGGCAGAACACCAGGAGGUGCUGGAGGAAUUUAAAGAGGGAGUACGGAAGUUUGCAGGUCUCCAUGACACGGUGAUGUACUGCUCUCUCCAUGACCCGGCCUCGCCCAACCCUCCAGGUUACAUCACCAAUAAGACGGUGUCUGUGUGGGGCAGCGGCGGUCGGAUCGAGCUGACCGUGCAGAAGUACAUGGCUCUCCAGGCGGCCGUCCAGCCAGACUGGUACCAGAGCAUGGCCGACGGAGAGACCGGCCAGGAGAACACCACACGCAAGAGGGUGCGCAAGGCGGUGGACCGAACCCUCAGCCAUCUGGACGAGUGUCUCGUCCUUCAUCAGAAAACACAGGCGCUGGCGGGGGCUGAGAUCUUCGGGGUGGUGGAGGGGGGCGACGUGCAGGAGGAACGGCUGCGGUCGGCGCGCGAGACAGCCAAGCGGCCGGUCUCCGGCUUCGUUCUGGACGGUUUCCAGCCGGGCGCCAUGGGGACCGACUUACGGAACCAGUUGAUUGCCGCAACGAUGGCUGAGCUACCUCAAGACAAACCCAGGCUACUGCAGGGUGUUGGCCGUCCUGACGAGGUCCUUGACUGUGUGGAGGCCGGAGUCGACCUGUUCGAGAGCUUCUUCCCUUACCAGGUGGCGGAGCGAGGCUGUGCCCUGUGCUUCGACUUCGACAUUGAGCCCGACCCGGAGAGAGCAGGUACCAGGACCCCGACAGUGCUUGACAAGGAGAAAGUCAUUACGGCGGAAGUGCCAAGAGAGAACGGUGACAGCGGCGGCGGCGACGCUCGCGGGAAGAUGACACGCUUUGAGAUGGACCUGAGAGACAGCAGGUACCGGGAGGACUUCCGCCCGCUGGUGUCCGGCUGCUCGUGCUACUGCUGCCGCAACCACCAGAGGGCGUAUGUGCACCACCUGCUGGUGACCAAUGAGCUGCUGGCUGGCGUGCUGCUCAUGCUCCACAACACGGCCCACUACCUGGGCUUCUUCCAGGCGCUGCGUCGGGCGCUGGCCCAGGACCGGCUCGCUGACCUCAAAAAGCAGGUGCUCCCAGGUGACCAGGGACCGUAGGCUGGCAGCGCGGCCGGCACAACUUUCACAGGGACCUGGACCGUACUUUUAUAUAUAUAUAUAUAUAUAUAUAUGUAUAUAUAUAUAUACUGUCUGUAUAUAUAUAUAUAUGCAUAGCAGAUGACCCAAAAGACACUUUCCACCUCUGCCAAAGACUUUCACCUGGGAUAUUAAUCAUCAAACUUACCUUAGCCUUCAGUACAUAGUGUGUACCGUUGUCAACCCAAGCCUGUUAAAUGUACUGUAUACAUGCAACAUGGUUUGGUUUUCACGGUCAAAACGAAGAUGAUGCUGUCGCCAUCGUUGUCUUAAUGAGUCAUUAAGAUUGCAAUUUGACAGUUAAUGUCUCUGAAUACUGGGGAGCUUUUGGAGACUCUGGGGAAGAAGACGGGGAUUGUUUACGCACUCCUAAUCAUGUUUCCGUUCCAGCGAAAGGCUACUAGGUUACGCGGAGGCUCACCUGGGGCCAUAGGUUGGAAGCGUGCCCUCACCUCCGAGCAGACUAAUUGUUAUCUCCCUCCUCCCUGCACAAAGAAUUACCAGCAUCAGCUGUCUGUGACCGGCUGUAUAUAAUUUAGUCUUUUCUCGUGUGUCGCAAAAAAAAGAACUUUUUCCAUCAGCGAUUCUUUCUUUAAAUGUCACUCAGCCUGCGGCGGUGACUUCUCCUGUGCUUUCCCUUUUGUCUGCUAAAUUAGCCCUCAGGCACUCUUAACAAGUAAUUUUCCUCCGCUGUGUUUUUAACUGUUGUGGGUUUUUUUUUUUUUUAACACUUGACUGCAUUUCAUUAUAAUUUUAUGCAACCAAUUAUGGACCCUUAUUAAAAAUAGCUUUCUAUCUGUC